AUGAAUUAUAACUUCGGCGCCAACGCUCUCGACGAGGAGGUUGUUGGAAGAGGCGGCGGCAGAGGCGGGGAAGGGGGGAGCUGCCCAGCCCCAGCAUGGGCCAGGCCCUGCGACGGGUGCCGCGCGGCGCCCAGCGUGGUGUACUGCCACGCCGACGCGGCGUACCUGUGCGCGGCGUGCGACGCGCGGGUGCACGCCGCCAACCGCGUGGCGUCGCGCCACGAGCGCGUGCGCGUCUGCGAGGCCUGCGAGCGCGCGCCCGCCGUGCUGGUGUGCCGCGCCGACGCCGCCGCGCUCUGCGCCGUCUGCGACGCGCAGGUCCACUCCGCCAACCCGCUCGCGGGGAGGCACCAGCGCGUGCCCGUGCUGCCGCUCCCGGUCGCGGCCAUCCCGUCGGCUUCCGUGCUCGCCGAGGCAGCGGCCACCGCCGUGGCCGUGGGUGACAAGGAAGAGGAGGUUGACUCGUGGCUGCUGCUCACCAACACCAAGGAUCCUGUUUCAGACAACAACAAUUGCAAUUGCAGCAGCAGCAACAACAACAUCAGCAGCAACACCAGCACGUUCUACGCAGAAGUUGAUGAGUACUUUGAUCUCGUCGGCUACAAUUCCUACUGUGACAACCACAUCAACAUCAACCCAAAACAGUACGGGAUGCAAGAACAGCAACAGCAACAGCAGCAGCUGCUGCUGCAAAAGGAAUUUGAAGACAAGGAGGGAAGCCAGUACGUGGUGCCUUCACAGGUCGCGAUGGCCAAUGAGCAGCAGCAGUAG
Miscanthus lutarioriparius is the source of this 771-nucleotide messenger RNA. The record is from the annotation of a GenBank genome assembly. Lineage: Eukaryota; Viridiplantae; Streptophyta; Magnoliopsida; Poales; Poaceae.